AUGCGUUUCACUCUUGUUAUCGCCCUUUUGGGAGCUUCUUCCCUAGUGUCCGCUCAGGCUACAACUCCCUGGCAAAGGAUCUCGACCUUCCUUCGAGGCUCAAUCGAAAAUGCCAAGGCACCGUUGGAUGCACAAUUGAAACUUUUUGAUAAUCCCCCGCAGAAGCUCAACUUAAAGCCGUUAAGUGAUAUUCUCGAAGUUCAAGAGUUGGUCAAAGAGGCUCGCAACGUGUGUGGUGGUUUUCGACAACCUAUCCGUGACAUUACGAGUCAAGCUCAGCGACUUACAAAGCAAGGAAUGAAAGCGUCUGUGCUUCUGCGUCAAGGCCGUAUUCAGAAUUUGGAAGAUGCGGUGACAAGCGUCCAUCUCUUGAAUCGUGCAUUCACUUCGGCCUUCAGAGGAUUUCCGGCUCAGGUACUGCAGUCUUGUCGAGACGUAUUUGAUUUGUUUCAUUCUGCAGAAAAGGCUUUGAAUCUAGCCAGCGCUACCUGGACUGGCCUCGCCCAAGGCUCACGGACGAACAGCGCAGCGAUUACUGGCGAUCUCUGUCUAAUGGGCAGAUGGUACCUCCGCCUUUCACGUACGCGCCCCCAUCGGCUAAGAUGGCGGCGCGCUGUCCUUCUAUCUCUGGCCGUGUUCUUCAUAAUCGACCUCCUUCGCAUCACUUCCUACGGCCGCCCUUCCGUCCCCGAACCACGGUCAACACUAAAGAAGCCGAUACCGCAACAGAGGGUUUUUAUAGCAAGCAUUCAUUGGAACAAUGAAGCCAUUUUGAGGGCACAUUGGAACAAUGCCUUGCUAGAUCUCGUGCGCCACUUGGGGCCUGAGAAUGUGUUUGUAUCGAUAUUGGAGAGCGGAAGCUGGGAUGGAAGCAAAGACGCCUUGAGAGGCCUCGACGCCGAACUGGAUAAGCUGGGAGUGCAAAGAAAAGUGGUUUUGGAUGAGACCACACACGCGGAUGAGAUACGGCAUGCGCCUCCUCCAGGAGUCCCCGGGUGGAUCUGGACAUCCAGGGGGAAAAGGGAACUAAGACGAAUCCCAUAUCUAUCACGACUAAGAAACCGUGUGAUGGAAGACUUAUCUUUCCUGCAAUCCCAGAGAGGCCAUAGAAGAUUUGACAAGGUCUUGUGGCUCAAUGACGUUAUAUUUACUACUAACGAUGUCCUCAACCUCCUUGAUACACGCAGUGGAGAGUAUGCUGCAGCAUGUUCGUUGGACUUCUCCAAGCCACCACAUUACUAUGACACCUUUGCUCUUCGAGACGCUUCCGGGGCAAAGGCAAUAAUUUCCACAUGGCCAUACUUCCUGUCAUCAAAAUCCCGCCGCGCCCUUAUCUCUAAUUCUCCAGUGCCCGUAAAGUCGUGUUGGAACGGAAUUAUCUUCUUCGAUGCUACUCCUUUUUACAAUACACCUACCCUAAAAUUUCGGGGGACAGCUGACUCUCUCGCAAAUUACCGCCUGGAAGGCUCCGAAUGCUGCCUCAUCCAUGCUGAUAACCCACUUACCCCAACAAAAGGAGUUUGGUUGAACCCAAAUGUUCGCGUCGGGUAUAAUGAGGAUGCGUAUAGGCUUGUAAAUCCAUCGGCCCCGGCCACCUGGCCCAACCUGCCAGAGAGGGUCGGGGGAAUCUGGAGCAACAGAAUCGCCCGAUGGACAAAUAUGCCCCGAAGGACACUGGAAAAUCUAAUUGUGAAAUGGAGGCUACGCCGUUGGAAGGCUGAAAACAAAUCCGGCGUUGAAGAAAGUGGGGUACACUGCCUUAUCAAUGAGAUGCAAGUGCUUGUCUCUAACGGGUGGGCGCAUGUUUAA
Messenger RNA from Ophidiomyces ophidiicola, 1809 nucleotides. RefSeq lists its product as uncharacterized. NCBI's taxonomy places the organism in Eukaryota, Fungi, Ascomycota, Eurotiomycetes, Onygenales, Onygenaceae. The record is from RefSeq and is a predicted model, not a curated record. The transcript has 7 exons. The coding region runs from base 1 to 1809 and encodes 602 amino acids.